UCCUACCACGCUGUGCGUGUUUUCGAGUUCGGCAAUGUCCACGGCCUAGCGAAUAGCGAUCCCGGGGAGCUCGAGUCGACGAGCAGGAGAGGAGGGGCAGAGUCGCGGGUGGCGAGAGGAGGAGCAGCAGCGGAGCCGCCAUGUCGGUGCAAGAGUACCUGGAGAAGCACCUGCUCUCGCGCAAGAUCGAGGAGGCCGUGAACGCGGCGGUCCGCGCGAAGGCCCCCGACCCGGUGCUCUCCAUUUCCAACCACAUGCGCCGGGCGGCGCCGGCCGUGAUCACGAGCGUCCGUGCGCGCCAGAUCCUCGACGGCCGCGGGGAGACCGCCGUGGAGGUCAGCCUGCACACCAAUAAGGCCGUGCACCGCGCCUCCGCGGCCUCCGCGGACGCCCCCGAGGGCACCGCCUCCGAGGCCGCAAGGGACGCCGAGAAGCGGAAGCUGCUCGCCAGGGCAGUCGCCGACGCGGUGCGGGUGAUCAACGACAAGGUGUCAGAGGCUCUUGUGGGGAUGGAUCCGCAGCAACAAUCGCAGAUCGACCAGGCCAUCAUGGACUUGGACAAGGCGCAUCACAAGGCUGAGAUUGGAGUGAAUGCUAUGUUGGCUGUAUCAAUUGCAGCUUGUAAAGCCGGUGCUGCUGAAAAAGAGGUUCCAUUGUACAAGCAUAUAGCAGAACUUGUUGGAAAAAGCGCUACAACACUUCCUGUUCCUGUGAUUACAGUUAUUAAUGGAGGAACACAUGCUGGAAAUAGUCUUCCUAUUCAAGAAAUUAUGAUCCUUCCCGUUGGUGCCAAAAACUUUGAAGAAGCAAUGCAGAUGGGUUCCGAGACAUAUCAUCAUCUGAAGGAUAUCAUCUUGGAGAAAUAUGGCUCAAACAGCUGCAACAUAGGUGAUGAUGGUGGAUUUGCUCCAAAUAUUUCCAGCAUAUCUGAAGGCUUGGAUCUUGUCAUUGAGGCAAUAAAUAGAGCUGGAUAUAAUGGAAGGAUCAAGCUAGCAAUUGAUGUUGCCGCAACUGAUUUUUGCAUAGGAAAGAAGUAUGAUCUGGAGUUCAAGUUUGCAGAGAAAUCAGGGCAGGGCUUCAAAACUGCAGAUGAUUUGAUUGAGAUUUAUAGCCAGCUUUGUUCAGAGUACCCACUUGUCUCAAUUGAACAGCCUUUUGACAAAGAUGACUGGGAGCAUUCGAAAAAAUUUACCACCCUAGAGCUAUGCCAGGUUGUAGGAGAUGACUUAUUGAUGUCAGAUCCCGAACGCAUUAAGCGGGCUGUAAAUGAGUAUACUUGCAAUGCUCUUGUUCUCAAGGCUAAUCAAGUUGGCACUGUAACGGAAGCCAUGGAGGUUGUAAGACAGGCAAAGGAUGCUCAUUGGGGUGUGAUGGUGUCACAUAGGUCUGGGGACACUGACGAUUCCUUCAUUGCUGACCUGGCCGUUGGUGCUGCAGCUGGACAAAUCAAAGCUGGUGCCCCUUGCCGUGGAGAAUGUCUCAGUAAAUACAAUCAGCUGCUUAGAAUAGAGGAAGAACUUGGAAGUGACGGUGUUUAUGCAGGGGAGAAUUGGAGAACCGCCGCAAGCACAAGCUGACUUGUAGCGUAGGGUACAUGAGGCGCAGGUUCCAUUUUGAUCUGCCUUCAUACGUUGAGCUUUCCACAGUUGGUUUGCUCAACAGUGUUUUGUUCUGGUUCAGCAACAAGUUGCAGGUCGGCCAAAGAAAUUGGUGGAACACUUUCUUGUACUAUUGGGCACCACAUUGUUGUCUUGGGUGUAGUGGAUGAACUUGUCGAGCGUUUUCCUAUCUUGUGAUGUUUAACUGCGAUUUUAUUUCUUUGUGGUAAGUAUGGAUGAGAGUAAAUGAAUUCAGAAAGAGAUUAUAAGAAAUAGAGAUUUUCCUCUUCAUUAAUUUAUCGCAUAACUUUCUGUAAAUCUAGCGUUUUUUAUAGUACAAGGUGAACACAAUCAAACACACAA
Messenger RNA from Oryza brachyantha (malo sina), 1961 nucleotides. Its product is annotated as cytosolic enolase 3. Bases 141 to 1577 code for a protein of 478 amino acids. The record is from RefSeq and is a predicted model, not a curated record. Gene Ontology annotation, cellular component: phosphopyruvate hydratase complex. Gene Ontology annotation, biological process: glycolytic process. The transcript is spliced from 11 exons. NCBI's taxonomy places the organism in Eukaryota, Viridiplantae, Streptophyta, Magnoliopsida, Poales, Poaceae. Gene Ontology annotation, molecular function: phosphopyruvate hydratase activity; magnesium ion binding.